Molecule: messenger RNA, 771 nt
Organism: Pedinophyceae sp. YPF-701
Lineage: Eukaryota; Viridiplantae; Chlorophyta; Pedinophyceae
Source: the annotation of a GenBank genome assembly
AUGAACGCGAUGUCCGCGAUCUGCGAGGCGACGGGCGCGGACAUCCAGGAGAUCUCGCACUCGGUCGGAACGGACUCGCGCGUGGGGCCCAAGUUCCUGAACGCCAGCGUGGGGUUCGGGGGCUCCUGUUUUCAGAAGGACAUCCUCAACCUGGUGUACAUCUGCGAGACGCUCAACCUCCCGGAGGUCGCCGAGUACUGGAUGAACAUCAUCAAGAUCAACGAGUUCCAGAAGCGCCGCUUCGUGCACCUCGUCGUGUCGACGCUGUUCAACACGGUGUCAGGGAAGAAGAUAUCCGUGCUGGGCUUUGCGUUCAAGAAGGACACGGGGGACACCCGGGAGACCCCCGCGAUCGGGGUGUGCUCCGGGCUGAUGGACGACGGCGCGGUGCUGUCGGUGUACGACCCGCAGGUGUCGGGCCACGACCUUUAUAUGGCGCUGACAGCGGGGAGCCGGACGGAGUGGUGGCACCCGCUGGCGCGGCAGAUGCGCGACGCGGAGACCGACACCGUGAAGAGCAAGGUCGCGAUCGCCAAGGACGCGUACGAGGCGUGCAAGGACUCCCACGCGGUGUGCGUCCUCACAGAGUGGGACGAGUUCAAGGCGCUGGACUGGCAGCGGAUCUACGACGGCAUGGCGAAGCCCGCUGCGGUGUUCGACGGGCGGCUGGUCCUGGACCACGACCAGCUGCGCAGCAUUGGGUUCGUUGUCUACGGCAUUGGCAAGCCGCUAGACCCGUACAUCGCGCAGGCGAUCGGCGCGACGCACUGA